CACAGCAUUAAGUACUUAGUAGUUCCCCCUGGCAGAUCGAUUGACUGUAUCUAAGCACUCCAUUCAUAGACUACACGCACAGCUCGAUGAAAGCUAGCAAAUCAUCUUCUCCGAAGAAGAUGAAGCAGAAAACUUUAGGCGAUUUUCUAUUUCCAUCCUCUCCACCUCCAAUCUCACCGCCAGCACCUGUUAAGAAGAGACAGGUGAAGCAAGAGCACAAGGUUAUCGCUCUUGACUCGGACACAUGUGAUGAUCUGGAACAGGAUAGCGAUGUCGGCGCUAUAAAGUUUGAACCGCAAGUCAUUGAUGCCAGCGAUGAAGACGAUUCUCCACGCCGACCGAGUGCUAGACGGUUCAAGAAAUCCUUCGUUGUCACAGACCGUCUGCCAGAUAUGGCAGCCAGUGAUGACUCGCUGGAGGAUCAUAUUGGCAUACCUAUUACUUGGAAAGGAAGCAAGAAGGGGAAGAGGAAGCGAAAAGCAAUAGCAGAUUCUGACGAUGAAUCUCAACCGCGCAAACGAAAGUUGAUCAAGGGCGCCAGACCUCCAAGUCCUGAAGGAAGUGUCAUCGAUGAAGUCGAUGAGAAUGACAUCAUUGAGUCGCGUCUUCGCACUUGCGACAAGAAAACAACAUUUCAAAAACGUCUUGAGAAGUUGAAGAGUUUCAGGGGCAAGAAACGCUCAGAGAUAACCCUUGAGCUUGAUUCAGAAUCCUCAGAGUCAGACGUCGAGCCACCGGAAGGCCCGGUGGUGCGACCCUUCAAGGGUGCGCGACCAGAUCGUGGUCACGAAUCUAAUUCCUCUAGCGGGGAACAUGAAAAGACAGAUGAAGAUGACGAUUUUAUCGUGGAAGAUGACGAGCAUGGUAUUUUGACUACGCAGCUACCCAUCGCUUUCAGCAUGAACACCCAUCAAGAUCUCGCCCAUCAAUUCAAGAUCGUCUGCCAGCUAUUUGUUCACAUGGCUGUUCGUUUUCCUCCUGACAGACGCCCAUUCAUGAAGAAAAUGUUGGAAACGGAGGAAUAUUUCUCUGUCCCACUUCAGGUAGCACGACGGAAAUUAUCUGGGAUGAAAGACUCUUUGGUCACAUCCUCUGUCUGGAAACCUCAAUUCAAGAGGCCUCUCGAAAGAUACCCCAAAUUCGAAUUAGUACGAAUGAAGUUUAGCGCUCCUCAGUGCGAUGCUUGCAAUCUAGGUGGGAGAAUAUCCACACUAAUCGGCCGAGUGAGCGGCAAGCCAUAUGACAAAUACGAUUUCGAGCCCGAGUCAGAAGACGAGUCAUCGAGUUCAUCAGACAACAAGUCAUUGUCUCCAUCAGGCACUGACUCUGAUGAUAUGAUUAGUCACAAGUCUUCUGGCAAACAAUUUUAUCUCGGCCGCUUCUGCGCUGCUCGAACACGAGUCUUCCACGAGUUCAGUCACUGGGAGUAUCGCUUGUAUCACUCUUUGUUGGAGCAGAUCGAUGAAGUUCUCGAUGGCAAUCGUGGUUUUGUCCGAAUCGCUUUUGCGGGGGGUUUGGAACCUCCCAAAGAUAUGCGAGAUGCAGAUAAAGUGAUGGACUGGCUUGAUCAGCGUGGAUUAAUUGAGUUCGAGUGGCAGAGAGUUCGGGAGUUGAUGGAUAAAGCCAGGAAUCUCGAAAUACGUGCAAAGAGAGGAGGCGAUCAGGACGAUCAGGAUAUGUAAUCUAUGUCAAUAUUCAUUAUUUUUGUUCACACCAUAAUUUGUAUCAUCGCC
This is a messenger RNA of Suillus fuscotomentosus, 1733 nucleotides long. RefSeq lists its product as uncharacterized. The transcript is spliced from 6 exons. Bases 87 to 1682 code for a protein of 531 amino acids. NCBI's taxonomy places the organism in Eukaryota, Fungi, Basidiomycota, Agaricomycetes, Boletales, Suillaceae. Gene Ontology annotation, cellular component: nucleus. The record is from RefSeq and is a predicted model, not a curated record.